AUGACAUCAUCUUCGGAUGUAACACCAGAGAACUUUGUUCGUGCUGUUCAAAUGCUUUAUCAUGAUCAAGAUGCUACAAGAAAAAAAAUAGCUUCAGAAUGGUUACUUAAUGUUCAAUCAUCGCUUUAUGCAUGGUCACUUGCUGAUCAAUUAAUAAGAAUGAAUCAAAAUUCUGAAGUAACUUGUCUUUCGGCUCAAAUUCUUCGACAUAAAAUUCAACAUAAUUUUGAUGAACUACCGGUAGAACAUUGUAAAGCUUUAUGUGAUUCUUUACUUGAUCAUUUAUCUCGAAUAGAACUCACUCGUAAUACAACAGUGCGUGUUCAAUUAGCUGUUGCAACUGCUGAUUUAGCCCUUCAAUAUGUUGGUUGGGAAAAACCAGUUGAAGAUGUUGUGGAAAAAUUAAAAACAUCAAGUGAACAUAUGUUAACAUUACUCGAAUUUCUAACUGCACUACCUGAAGAACUCAAUACAUCAACAAUAAGAAUCGGAGAAAAUCGUCGUCAAUAUUGUCGAGAAAAAUAUUCGAAUUGUGGAACACAAAUUCAUGACAUUUUAAUAUGUCUUCCACAAGUUAAUCCUUCACAUAAUGAAUUAUUAUUUAUUGGUAUUCUUAAAUGUUUUGCAUCAUGGAUUACUAUUCGAGCAUUUGAUGAAAAUCUUAUACUUACAUCACCAUUAUUAAAUAGUGUUUUAGAUAUUCUUAAAUCAACACAUUGUUCAAAUGAACUUCAUAAAAGUGCAUGCGAUUGUUUAUGUGAUAUACUUGAAUUAUGCGAGGAUUAUCAAAAAUAUUGGUCAUUAGCAGUUUAUUUAAAACAACAAAUCACUCAAUAUUUAUGUCAACCUUAUUCUCAAGCCGUAAUAGAUGAAAAUCUUGAUAAAGCACAAAAUUAUACAAGAAUUUAUACAAAUUUAAUUGAAUCGAUUCUUGAUUGUCUUGUUGAUGGACGUCAAUCAGAUUUAAGUGAUUUAUCAUGUCUUCAUUUGUUACUUUAUCCAUUAGAACAUAGCGAUUAUGAAAAAGUAAAACCUUAUAUGGAGAAAUUAGUUGAUGUAUUAUGUACACAAUGUAAACUUGAUUCUGAUCAUUUGGGUAUUCCACCAGAAACAGAUGAAAAAAAUUCAAAAAAUAAUGGAACAUCAAAUAGUGACUUAGGUGAAUUUCGUUAUCGUGUUCAAUGUCUUAUUGAAGAUACGAUUUAUAUAACGGGUGCUUUGAAUUGUUUUCAACGUAUGUUUGAUAAAUUACAAUCAUCAUCAUCUUUAUCAUGGGAAGAAAGUGAAGCUCCAUUGUAUAUAAUGAGUUGUGUAGCUUCAUAUUUACCACCUGAUGAAGAUAAAAUAGUUCCAAAUGUAAUACAAGCUAUUAUUUCAACACCAAUACAACCCGGUAUUGUUCAUACAGCACUUAAGUAUACAGGUGUUAGACUUAUUUCACAACUUGAAAAUUGGAUUGCGAACAAUGAUCAACAAAUUUUAAAAUCUGUUAUUCAAUAUCUUCUUUCAUUACUUGUUGAUAAAGAAUUACGUCAUAUAUCAGGCGAUGCAAUAUUAAUUAUUUCUCAGCAAUGUCGAAAACAACUUCUUAAUGAUCUUGAUCAAAUAAUACAAGCUACUCUUUGGUUAGAUCUUAAUGAUAGUGGAAGUGAUGCAGCUCAAUGUCUUCUUAAAGUUUCAUCAAAAAUAAUUUCUCGUUUGAUAUCAAUUGACGAUAUUCAUCGGUAUUUAAAAUUACUUUUCGAUCAACAAAUUCAAUCAUUAACUCAGAUUCUUUCUACUCAAUCUGAUACAAAUUAUAGUUCAAUAAUAAAACGACUUGAUUGUUUAACAGCAAUAUUCAGAAGUCUUGAUUUUAAAACAACACAUGAAGAAACACAUCCAUGCAUAACUAUUGUUCAACAGUUAAUGCCAUUACUCAAUUUAAUCAUUGUUCGAUAUCGUUCAUCAGGAAAACUUAGUGAAUGUUGGUCACGUACAAUUCGUUUUAUAAUACGUUCAAUGCGUUCUCAUGCUAAAAUAUUUUUUCAACCAAUUGUCGAACUUAUUAUUUCAAGUUAUGAUGAUGUUCCACAUUCAUGUUUUCUUUAUUUAAUAUCAAUUAUUAUUGAUGAAUAUGGAAAUGAUCAAGAUUUAAAACCAUCAAUUAUUGUUAUGAGUGAACAUUUAACAACUAAAACUUUUUCAAUUCUUAAUAAACCAGAUGGUUUUAAACAAAAUCCUGAUCUUGUUGAUGAUUUUUAUCGUUUAUCAUCAAGAUUACUACAACGAUGUCCACUUGAAUAUCUGAAAUCCGGUGUAAUUCAACCAAUAAUUGAACAAAUAAUUCCUAAUUCUCACUUAGAACAUCGAGAUGCAAGUUCAAGUAUGAUCGCAUUUUUACAAACAUUAGUUAAACUAACAUCACAUAAAAAUAAAGAAAUCAAAAAUAAAUCAGAAUUAUCUGAAAUUCGUUCAUUGUCAAUGUCAUUAUGUGAAACAUAUAUUCCUAAUCUUUUAACAGCAUUCAUUCGUGCUAUUGUUAUUUCUCGUGUUCCAUCAUCAAUUCGUUCAUCAAUAUCAGAAUUUGUUUCUGAAGUUAAAACUUAUAUGUCCGAUAAAUUUCCACAAUGGUUACAAAAAUCAUUAACUGAAAUACCACGGACAAGUAAAAAUGGCUUAGUAGAAAUCGUUACUUUAAAACAACAUGAACAGUUUUAUAAAGCUCUAUGCGAAAGCGAUACUCAACCAUCAACGAUUGACUAUGAAUUUGAAACAUUUGCAAAAUUGUAUCGAUGA
Molecule: messenger RNA, 2778 nt
Organism: Rotaria sp. Silwood1
Lineage: Eukaryota; Metazoa; Rotifera; Eurotatoria; Philodinida; Philodinidae
Source: the annotation of a GenBank genome assembly